Molecule: messenger RNA, 339 nt
Organism: Linum tenue
Lineage: Eukaryota; Viridiplantae; Streptophyta; Magnoliopsida; Malpighiales; Linaceae
Source: the annotation of a GenBank genome assembly
AUGAUUUUUCUCCUUCUCUUAGUUUCCCCACUUAAUAUUAUCAUCAUGAUCUCCUUAUCCUCCAAUGCCGUCGCCGAUGCGGCUGUAUGGGGCGGUUGCCAAGGGAAUCUUGGGGAGUGCAGAGGUAGCAUUGUCUUUGUCUACGAGGAGGCGGAGGAUUUCAUCGGGAGGCGGAUACUGCAGCAGGCCGGGGGCGCAGGAUUUAUAAGUUACGAUGCUCUCAAGAGGAAUACGGUGCCGUGUUCCAUGAGAGGGGCGUCUUACUACAACUGUCAGGCUGGGGCGGAGGCCAAUCCUUAUACCCGUGGUUGCAGCGCCAUUACUCGUUGUCGCAGUUGA